Ipomoea nil (Japanese morning glory) is the source of this 648-nucleotide messenger RNA. RefSeq lists its product as uncharacterized. The coding region runs from base 77 to 490 and encodes 137 amino acids. NCBI's taxonomy places the organism in Eukaryota, Viridiplantae, Streptophyta, Magnoliopsida, Solanales, Convolvulaceae. The transcript has a single exon. The record is from RefSeq and is a predicted model, not a curated record.
UGAAUUUUAGGUUUAGCUAUAAAAGUGGCCGUGGUUUAGUUCCCACUGGAGUUAGAGUUGUAGAGAGUGAGUAGCGAUGACGUACUACUACGAUCCUUACAGAAGAAGCGCCGCUUCGUCGUUCCUGGACGCCUUUUCUCUGAAUCCUCUCCCGUACCCCGUUCUUCUAAUCCUAGCAGUGAUCUGCAUCUUUCUGGGUCUCCAAUGGUACGUAUCCUACGAGGAAGUGGUGGAGUCCGCGGAGGAAGGGUUUGGUUGGUUGCUACUGGUGGUGCCGCUGGUGUUGAUACUAGCCGUGCGGUGGCUGUCGAGUAUGGAGACUCCGGAGUGGCUGUUCUGGGGGUCGUCACCGUGGGACCGGCGUAGGAAGAUGAUGUAUUUCGGGUCGUCGUCAGAAGGAAGCUCGCCCUGGGGCGUGGCUGCCUUGAUCAUCUUGUUACUCAUCUUGCUCCAGUUCCAGUCUACUUUUCUUGAUAUGUGGUCUCUGUAGCUUCCUUCCUUCCUUCUGGAUAUGUAAACUUAUCUUUGUUUAAAACCGCUCAUCAGUAUGUAGUGUGUACAUGGAUGUGCUUUGUUUGAAUUAGUUAAUCAUAGCAAAAUGAUAUUGUGCGAGUGAAUUGUUCAUAUUUCAUACCCGUUACCCAGUAA